Messenger RNA from Pocillopora verrucosa, 1240 nucleotides. Its product is annotated as coiled-coil domain-containing protein 137. The record is from RefSeq and is a predicted model, not a curated record. NCBI's taxonomy places the organism in Eukaryota, Metazoa, Cnidaria, Anthozoa, Scleractinia, Pocilloporidae. Gene Ontology annotation, cellular component: nucleus.
UAUGGCCGCUGAAAUUAAACAGGUUGUGUGGUAAAAUUUUGCAAACCGAUCUAUUUCAUUUUCUCUGCAUAAUGGGUCGAAUGAGUAGAUAUAAGAAGAUAAAAUCGUGUGACCCAUUUUAUAAAGGACCGAAGAAGGAAAGCAAAGCAACCAGUGCUAAGUCGCUGGCAAAGAAAGAAAAACUUGGUGAACAAGGAAUGCCAAGAGCUGCAAAGGAUCUCAUGAAAAGACAGCUAGUAAUGAAGAAAACGGCUGUAAAGAAGAGAACUGUAAGAAAGCAAAAGAAAACAGCCCAAUCAGAAAUGAAAAAGUUUCAAAGAAUACCUGGAGAAAGCAAGAAAGAGUACUUUAAUAGGAUUGACCAAGAGGCCACUCAAGAGGUUGCAGAGGCUUUGAAAGCAUCAAGGAAGAUGAGAGAUGCAAGAAAAAAGCAUCUCAAAGACAGAAAGGAAAAGAUGAAAGAAAAGAAAAGGUUGUCACAGGAAAAUGCCAGCUUUGACCUCACAAAAGAUAAUGUACGGUUUGGAGAUGUUGUUAUGCAGCCUCCUUCCAUAACAGCAAAGCCAAGAAAAGCUGCAGAAGCAAACAAGGGAUCAAAGGCGCUGUUGUUGCACUCACUAAUCCCACAGAAUACAAAAGACACAAAUGUGCAGAAUAGGACUCCAGAUAAUUCUGGGAUUCCCAAAACCAAAAAACGUAAGCACAUGUCAGCUCUUGAGCAAGAAAAAGCUGACAAGGAGAGAGAACAUGCCAUCAUGGCCUACAGGAUGAUACGGAAACAACGUCUUCAAGAAAAGGAAGAAAUCGUGUGAAACAUUAGAGAAGGGGUGUGGACACCUCAGGUACAUUACCCUAAAGCAGGAUGUCUUUUUUUUCACAGACAAUUAUGGUCCGCACUGACCUUUUAAGAUGAUCAUACAAGAUGUAUUGGGAAAUAAGAAUAUGACAGAAAGAAUGGUUGUCUGUAACCAGAGAGAUGCACUUAUGGUUUAUUUGAGGCUGGUGUCACAAAGUUUACUUUCUCAAAUGUGAGGUCACAGAACAGAUGAUUAAUGGUGUUUAAGUCAGUGUGGUUGUUCACUGACAGUGAUGAAAAAAGAAAAAAGCGGAAAUUAAAAAUUCAGUCAUUUUGCCUUGAAUUGAAUCUUUCUUGGGCGAUCCACAUGAAGCUGUGUAGAUUUGCCCAAAGUUAAUGUGUGCAGAGAUCAAGAUCAGUAAGGCAAGCAAAAACAUUGUAUCC